AUGACUUCCAUGAUCGACUCACCUGGUCGCCUGUUGGCCCCAUUGCCUUCGACAUUGCUCAUGAACGAGCACUUUCAAAUGUCUCUGAAUUUUGCCAGAAUCGAGAAGCUCCUUCUCGUGUGCAGGUGCCCCAAGCCAUUCUUGAUGUCGAGGCUGACUCGAUUCUGCCGAGACGAGGAUAAGUGCGAGUUCUCCUGGCUUGUUCCCUACAACGAGAGGGGAAGCGUGUCUGUGAUGUACAUUCUGGCCAUUGUGCUGGAUGAGACCGACACCAAAUCGGAACGAGAAUGCAUGCCACGACAUCGCAUCAGACGGCAACAGGUGUUCAUGUUUCUCCCUGGAGCAGCAGCUGCUGGAUAUCCGAUGGAGCCAACGUACCUGGAUUUCUGCUACAUGCAGGGUCUACACAUGAACCACUCGACGGCAAGCAAGCAGAAAGCGGACGAGUGGCUCUCAAAGGCUGCAGCCCAAGGAUUCACGUACGCCCAGGCGAUGCUCGAGCAUUUUGCCCAGAAAACAUGGCCACUGACGACGAUUCAGAGGAGGUAG
Messenger RNA from Polychytrium aggregatum, 549 nucleotides. RefSeq lists its product as uncharacterized. Gene Ontology annotation, molecular function: protein binding. Lineage: Eukaryota; Fungi; Chytridiomycota; Chytridiomycetes; Polychytriales. The transcript has 2 exons. Bases 1 to 549 code for a protein of 182 amino acids. The record is from RefSeq and is a predicted model, not a curated record.